This is a messenger RNA of Closterium sp. NIES-65, 1008 nucleotides long. The record is from the annotation of a GenBank genome assembly. NCBI's taxonomy places the organism in Eukaryota, Viridiplantae, Streptophyta, Zygnematophyceae, Desmidiales, Closteriaceae.
AUGGCCUCACGGUCUGAGAUACGAGGCAUGUUUCUGAGGAGACGGGCGGCCGUUUUGGCGGCAUGCAGUGGUCAUGGCAACAGGGUCAAUCAAUGCAUGCCUGUCUAUCCCACCUUCUCAUCUCCCCGUGCUUCCCCUGCCCCUGUGCCCACCACCUACCACCACCAGGGAGACGGGCGGCCGUUUUGGCGGCAUGCAGUGGCCAUGGCAACAGGCUCGGACAACCAGGAGUUGUUCGAAGACCUCUACCAGGUGGGUGGGUACCAGGUGGGUGGGUACCAGGUGGGUGGGUACCAGGUGGGUGGGUACCAGGUGGGUGGGUACCAGGUGGGUGGGUACCAGGUGGGUGGGUACCAGGUGGGUGGGUACCAGGUGGGUGGGUACCAGAUGGGUGGGUAUCAGGUGGGUGAGUACCAGGUGGGUGGGUACCAGGUGGGUGGGUACCAGGUGGGUGGGUACCAGGUGGGUGGGUACCAGGUGGGUGGGUACCAGGUGGGUGGGUACCAGGUGGGCGGGUACCAGGUGGGUGGGUACCAGGUGGGUAGGUACCAGGUGGGUGGGUACCAGGUGGGUAGGUACCAGGUGGGUGGGUACCAGGUGGGUAGGUACCAGGUGGGUAGGUACCAGCACUACGAGAAGGCAUCAGCAUGGAGGGUGGCAGAGGGAGCAGUGGAUUCUCUCUUGAGACUCAAACAAGCCAAUGUCCGCCUUGCAAUUGUUUCCAACUUUGACUCGAGAUUGCGGCCGAUUUUGCGGGACCUUCAAGUCGACUCGCUGUUUGACGCCAUCGUUGUGUCGGCUGAAGUUAGAUGCGAGAAGCCAUCACCACAGAUAUUCGCCAUUGCUCUUGAGGAAAUAGGAGUGUCUUCUCCCGGUCGCGCGGUGCAUGUGGGGGAUGAUGCAGUGAACGACUUACAAGGGGCCAUGGAUGCUGGCCUGCAUGCAUGGUUAUGGAAACAAGACGUUAAAUCUUUUGACGAUAUCACACGACGAGUCCUUGGGAUAUAG